Messenger RNA from Myxozyma melibiosi, 1285 nucleotides. RefSeq names its product transcription initiation factor IIF, beta subunit. The transcript is spliced from 4 exons. Gene Ontology annotation, cellular component: transcription factor TFIIF complex. The coding region runs from base 182 to 1234 and encodes 350 amino acids. NCBI's taxonomy places the organism in Eukaryota, Fungi, Ascomycota, Lipomycetes, Lipomycetales, Lipomycetaceae. Gene Ontology annotation, biological process: transcription initiation at RNA polymerase II promoter; transcription by RNA polymerase II. The record is from RefSeq and is a predicted model, not a curated record.
ACUGAUCUGAUAAUCAGGUAGCGGGUGUUCUCCAGGUCUGAGAUAUACUCACCGAGUUACGUCAGCGUAAUUCUGAGAACCGGAUCAUCCACGCGCAUCUCGCAAACAACUGAAGCUGAUCUCUGCUUCCCUUUUCUCCUUUAUUCCCCUUCCACCCGACAUUCUCCCCACUAAAAACAGUAUGUCGUCAGUUGGUCCAACAGUCAAACCCGAGCCCGUCAAAGAUGAACAAAACUUCGACGCCGCGGGCUUCGAAGACGACGAGGAUCUGAGCCCGGCCUCUGUCCCAGGCGAGGCCGGUGAUGAGGACGAGGAUGUAUAUGAGGACUCUGGCGAUCUCGAUAUGUCGGCUGCGGGACACAAGGUGUGGCUUGUGAGAAUGCCGAAGUUUCUGAGAGAUCGCUGGUUGGAGAUGGGAAGCGACGGGCGGGAUCUGGGGACUGUCAGACUUAACAAUCCAAAGGAUAUCCGAUUACUCCUAGCCGACGCCCCCGAGAUGAAAGAUCUACCCCACGAAUACAAACUAUCAGUCAUAAACCAAAAAGUCGCAAACACCUAUGUCUUUGCGGAAGAGAACCUCGCUCGUUUCCGCGGAAGCAGCAAGGAUGCCGCGGCCGAUCCGGCUCGCGACUCACAGGGCGGAAACGGCGCCGGAUCAAGCAACGGGUCGGCGUAUCAGUCAAAGAAGAGGAGAUAUCAGCCGUACCGACGGGUUAACAUUCCAAAAAAGACGUCAAUUGUUGGAACGGUGGCACACGACUGCUCACUUACCGUCUCGCCGUUUGACAAAAACUACAAAUCAUUCGUCGAGCAGCGGCAGCAGACAUUCAACAACACCGCUCCGCGCGCACAGGUGACGUUGCUGGAUGAGAUCCCCGGAGUCACGCUCGCGAUGGCGGGACCGAGUAUGAAGCAUAGCAACAGCAUGUUUAUGAAGGCGCAGAAGCGCGAGAAGGAACGCGCACAGGAAGGAAAAGCCGCGAGAAUCCCGAGGAACGAGCUCUACGAUUUACUGUUCAAGCUUUUUGAGGAGUACGACUAUUGGAGCAUGAAGGGCCUGCGCGAGCGCACACGACAACCGGAGGCGUAUCUGAAAGAGCUGCUGGAGUCGGUCGCGAUUCUGAACAAAAAGGGACCGUAUGCGUUAAAGUACAGUUUACGACCCGAGUAUAAAGGCAGGCGAGACGCUCCUCCACCUGAGGUUAAUGCGCCUGCUCCCGAGGCUACUGAGUAAGUGCCCGGUUUUGUAUAAUAGAAUUCUGUUGAAUGAAGUGAAUGAAUGAAU